Messenger RNA from Phascolarctos cinereus (koala), 2204 nucleotides. RefSeq lists its product as uncharacterized. The record is from RefSeq and is a predicted model, not a curated record. Gene Ontology annotation, molecular function: DNA-binding transcription factor activity; RNA polymerase II cis-regulatory region sequence-specific DNA binding. NCBI's taxonomy places the organism in Eukaryota, Metazoa, Chordata, Mammalia, Diprotodontia, Phascolarctidae. Gene Ontology annotation, biological process: regulation of transcription by RNA polymerase II.
CCUUUUUCCUUCCUACUAUAUAUAAGACUCUGCCCUUAGAAGAGAGGAUGGCCCCUGUGCUCCUGACAGCCAGGACCCGCCAGGAGUUGGUGACAUUCAAGGAUGUGGCCGUGGACUUCUCCUGGGAGGAAUGGGGGCACCUGGAACGUUCUCAGAAGGAGCUGUAUCGGGAGGUGAUGCUGGAGAACUACAGGAACCUGGUCUGCCUGGGACUUGAGGAGUCAAAACCAGAUGUGAUUGAGCAGCUGGAGCAGCAGGGAGCACCUGGGAUACAAGGAGGAUCUGCCCUAGCAAGUGCCUGUCCAGAUUGGGAGAACAGACUCAAAACCAAGGAGUCAAUUCCAAGGCUAGGAAUGUCUAUGGAAGAGUCAUUCCAAGAAAGUUUCAAAAGGGAUGGUGCCUGUGUCUCCAAGUUGAUAGAAUGUGAGGCUAGGUUAGAAAGAUGGCAGAGCUAUGAGAAAAAACAUUCUAAGCAAGUAAAACCUUUCCAAAGGAAAACUUCCAAUAAAUUGAAGCACCACAAAUGUAAGAAAUAUGACAGAAUCUUUGGUCUAGAGCCAACCUUUGUUUCACAACCAAAAUUAUAUGUUGGAAAGAGUUUCCACCAAUAUGAUAAACAUAGAAAGAGUUUCAGAUUGUAUUCUGACUCAGGCAAGUGUAAUAAAAUAUCUUUGAAGAAGACAUUUUCCAAAUUUGAUGAAUGUGAGAAAUCCUUCAGUUAUAAUUAUGACUUUUUAAAAUGUCAUAGAAUAAAUACUCAAAAGAAACCUCAUGAAUGUAGUGAAGGUAGAAAAACUUACCAGAGCUCAUCCAUUAUUUCUCUCUCAACAAUCGAUACUGGAGAGAAACCCCAUAAAUGUUAUGAAUGUGGAAUGUCUUUCCUCGGUACCCUACAACUAAUUGAACAUUGGAGCAUUCAUGUGGGAGAGAAACCUUAUCAAUGUAAUGAAUGUGCAAAGGUGUUUCGCUGGAGUUCAGGACUUACUGAACAUCAGAGAAUUCAUACUGGAGAAAAACCUUAUGAAUGUAAUGAAUGUGGGAAGACUUUCAGUCAUAGAUCAUCCCUUACUUCCCAUUACAGGAUUCAUAGUGGGCAAAAAACUUAUGAAUGUAAUGAAUGUGGCAAGGCCUUCUACUGGACCUCAGAACUUACUAAACAUCAGAGAAUUCACACUGGAGAGAAACCUUAUGAAUGCAGUGAAUGUGGUAAAGCUUUCCAUCAGAGUAUACAUCUUACUCAACAUCAAAGAACUCAUACUGGAGAGAAACCUUAUGAAUGUAAUGAAUGUGGGAAGGCCUUUGGCCGAAUUGCACUCCUUACUGAACAUAAGAGAAUUCACACUGGAGAGAAACCCUAUGAAUGUAAUGAGUGUGGGAUGGCCUUCCGGUGGAAUUCAGGACUAACUGAACAUCAGAGAAUUCAUAGUGGAGAGAAACCUUAUGAAUGUACUCAAUGUGGAAAGACUUUCAGUCGUAGAUCAUCCCUUACUUCCCAUCAUAGGAUUCAUAGUGGGAAGAAACCUUAUGAAUGUAAUAAAUGUGGCAAGGCCUUCUAUUGGAUAUCAAAACUUACUAAGCAUCAGAGAAUUCAUACAGGAGAAAAGCCUUAUGUGUGCAGUGAAUGUGGAAAGACCUUUAAUCGAAGCACACAUCUUACUCAACAUCUGGGAAUUCAUACUGGUGAAAAACCUUUUGAAUGCAGUGAAUGUGGGAAGGCUUUCAGCCGCAGCAUACAUUUUACUCAACAUCAGAGAAUUCACACUGGAGAAAAACCUUACGAAUGCAAUGAGUGUGGAAAGGCCUUCUGCCAGAGAUCAGGACUUACUAGACAUCAGAAAAUUCAUACUAGAGAGAAACAUUAAGUUAUAAUGACUGCAGGAAGGCUUUCUGCCAGAAUAAAAAAAAAACUUCCUGAACAUCAGAGAAUUAAUUAACUAUUAAUUGGAGAAGACUUACAAAUGUGAUAGAUGUGGACAGCUUCUCCAUAAGCUAUCCCUUACUUCCAGCACAGGAUUAUAUGAGAACUUAUAAGUGUACUGAAAGUGGGAAGGCCUUCCAUAUGAGCUUAGAAUUCAGUAUACAUUGCAGAAUUAAUAGUGGAGAGAAUUAAUGAAUGUGAGAAGCCUUUCAUACAUUUUAUUGUUCAUCAGAAACUUCAUACUGGAGAGAAAUUUUAUAUAAUAAAUGUGGGAAAAUCUCCUGAA